AUGGGCAAAGUAUCCUAUCCAACAAACACAAUGAAGUCAAUGUCUUUUUUCUUCUAUCUUUUAUUCUAUGUUGGAGGUUUAUUAGAAAUAGGAGGCUAUGAUAAAGGAGGCUAUGAUAAAGGAGGCUAUGAUAAAGGAGGCUAUGAUAAAGGAGGCUAUGAUAAAGGAGGCUAUGAUAAAGGAGGCUAUGAUAAAGGAGGCUAUGAUAAAGGAGGCUAUGAUAAAGGAGGCUAUGAUAAAGGAGGCUAUGAUAAAGGAGGCUAUGAUAAAGGAGGCUAUGAUAAAGGAGGCUAUGAUAAAGGAGGCUAUGAUAAAGGAGGCUAUGAUAAAGGAGGCUAUGAUAAAGGAGGCUAUGAUAAAGGAGGCUAUGAUAAAGGAGGCUAUGAUAAAGGAGGCUAUGAUAAAGGAGGCUAUGAUAAAGGCUACAGUUUGCUGUACUUUUGA
Messenger RNA from Exaiptasia diaphana, 444 nucleotides. RefSeq names its product putative eggshell protein. The transcript is spliced from 2 exons. Lineage: Eukaryota; Metazoa; Cnidaria; Anthozoa; Actiniaria; Aiptasiidae. The record is from RefSeq and is a predicted model, not a curated record. Bases 1 to 444 code for a protein of 147 amino acids.